CAAUACUCUUUGGCCGGAUGCCGGACGGGGACGGCUCGGGCGAGAAUAUUUUCUGAUCGAUAUGUGGCCGCUAUAUUCAAUAGACACAGAAUUGGUCGUAAAGUGAACAUUAGUCAAAAUAUUUGUGUUUGUAAUCUAUUUGCCAGUGUUUUAUAAGUUACAUAAUGGAGGAGUUACACUCGUGCAGUUGUUGCUUGGUGCGGCCUCCGGAAAAGGGCCUCAGGACGUUGUAUAAACAUCUCGGCAAAACAGAGAUAUAUUAUGAAAUGCUGAAAGACUGUUUUGAUAUAAAUUUCGAGAUAGGAAAUGAGGAAUGUGGGAUCUGCGAGGUGUGCGUGGUGCGGCUGCGGGACGCGAGCGACUUCAAGCUGCAAGUGCAGCGCAGCCAGGCCGAGCUGCGCGCGCGGCUUAAGGGAGUGCUCACUGCCAGUGACAAGUUGAAAAUAAAGUUUGAGAAAGCUUCUGCAGAUAAAACAAUCAUAAACGACAUCAAGCUGGAGAAGUCCGAGGUCGAGAUGGCUGACGGCGAGGUCGUGUCAGUGGCCAUUUACGGCGGACCACCAGCGCCUUCAGCGCAACCCGUUGCUGCCGUGUCUAACCGCAUCUCUUUUGCGUCAGAUCCGACCCUCACCAACCUCGACACUACCGAGCCGGCUCCGGCUUCUAACCGCACUAAAGUGCACGAGUGCGAUAUAUGCCACAAAACAUUCAAAAACCCAAAUGCGAAAACUAAACUCAUAAUCCACCGCCGCACCCACACUGGAGAGAAACCGUACUCGUGCAAUGUAUGCAACAAAAGAUUCGCACAAAAGAGCCACUUAAAUAGUCAUUACGCAUACCACAUUGGGAAGUUCAAAUUCUCUUGCGAACAAUGCGACACGAGAUUCACGCAAAAAAACCAAUGGGUUGUACAUAUGCGGAUACACACUGGUGAAAGACCGUACUCGUGUGAAAUAUGCAACAAAACAUUCAAACAAAAAGGACACUUAACCGUUCAUAAAAGAAAUCAUUCUAAAUAUGAUCCUAGUUGUGUAGAACCCGGAGAAAUAACAGUAUGCAAAACAGAGUGUGCAGAAGAAUCGAAAAAUCAAGUCCUCACCGAACAUAAGUAUUUCCCAUGUGAUAUAUGCAAAAAACAAUUUGCAGAAGAAAAUUAUUUAAACACUCAUUUAAAAAAUCAUCCUGGUGAUUAUCCAUUCACCUGUGAAACUUGCGAUAGGAAAUUCAAGACGCAGUCUGCAUUAGAUAUUCAUAAGUACGAUCACACGGGAGGAAAACCUUUUAAAUGUGAAGAAUGCAGUAAACGAUAUACAUCAAAAAGCGCUUUAAGACUUCAUGCAAGAAUUCACUCCGAAGACUAUAGAUUCCCGUGUGAUGUGUGUAAUAAACGAUUCCUACAUAAAGACGCUAUGAGCAUACACAUGCGUGUACACACUGGUGAAAAGCCUUAUACGUGUGAGAUAUGCCAAAGGAAGUUCCCAUAUAGAUGUGGCUUAAAAAAUCAUUUAUUAGUACAACAUAAACAAAUAAUGGACAAACAGUUCUGUUGCGAUAUUUGUGGGAAACGAUUUGCACUACAGGGAACAUUAAGUAAACAUUUGAAUAAACACGCUGAGAAGGAAAAGGCAGAAAAAGCUAUUAAGGAAGGGAGGAAAGAAGAUCUCAAAAAUUUUAUGUGCGAAAUAUGUAGCAAACGGUUUUCAACGAAAGGUAUCUUAAGAAACCACAGAGAAAUACACAAUGAAGAAAAACCUUUUGAGUGCGAAGUAUGCCAUAAGAAAUUUCGGAUGAAGAAGUAUUUAGAAGAUCACAUGAAGGUGCAUGAGAGCUUCAAACAACACGCUUGUGAAGUAUGUGGCCAACAGUUUAGACAUAAAUCUGCCUUAACGGUUCAUAUCCGACGAAUGCAUUCAGACAUCAGGCCACAUUGUUGUGACGUUUGUAAAAAGGCUUUUCCAGUACUUGCUGAAUUAAAAGCGCAUUAUCGUGUACACACUGGUGAGAGACCGUAUGCUUGCGAGAUAUGCUAUAAGAAAUUUCAGCGCCAUAAUGGAGUUAAGAAACAUCUUAUAAGUGUUCAUCAUGAGAAACCUUCAAAGUUUGUUAAACUAAAAGAAUAUAAUAAUCCUUACUGAAUGGAAGUUGUAUUUAAAUUUUAAAAAUAUAUGUAUAUUAAAACGUUUACUUUUACUAUUGUUUUAUGCAUUGUAAUAAAAACAUAGUAUGUAACUUUUCAUUCUGCAUAUCUAUAUAGAACUGUGAUAAGGUUUGGUACACUGUCUAAAAAGUUAUUAUAAAAAAAAAGUUCGAUAGCGUUUAUGUAUUCCACAAAUUGUGAAUACUAACUAUUAAAGCAUCAUGAAAUCUAAUGGGCAUGCUUUGACAGACAGUAGAAAUGACUUUAUAGGCUGUGUGACUGACAGCUAUAAUUUUACUGCCAAUGACGGCUUUGAAAAGAUCAGAAACAAGAAAGCGUGACUGUGGCACACCCCUCGCACCAUCCCAACCCAACAGACAAUAUGUUGAAGUGAGGUAGUGGGUAGGCCCACCCAUCAACAAACCUAACAGGAGAAAUUCUUUGGACGAUAAGCACCCCAUUCUAGGUGUGGAGGUCCCCUAUACUUGCCCUUAGAGAUAAAGUUAGAUGUAGGUACUCGAUUAAACAGACGCCAGAUGGAUAUUAUUCCUUAAAACCUAGUGUGAUUCAGGUUGAGACCGGUACCAUGGUCUUGAUAUAAUGACCAAUUGUCAUUAUAUCAU
Molecule: messenger RNA, 2760 nt
Organism: Cydia strobilella
Lineage: Eukaryota; Metazoa; Arthropoda; Insecta; Lepidoptera; Tortricidae
Product: gastrula zinc finger protein XlCGF57.1-like
Exons: 5
Coding region: 165-2135 (656 amino acids)
Biological process (GO): regulation of transcription by RNA polymerase II
Cellular component (GO): chromatin; PcG protein complex; transcription regulator complex
Molecular function (GO): RNA polymerase II cis-regulatory region sequence-specific DNA binding; DNA-binding transcription activator activity, RNA polymerase II-specific; zinc ion binding
Source: RefSeq, a predicted model, not a curated record